AUGGGUGAGGUUUUUCCUAAGGAAAGUUUCCUGAAGACGGUGAAUCUGAGCUGUGAUUCGCAAAAGGGGAAGAGAAGAUUAGAAAUAGCACUUUUUUUCCCCAAAUGCCCUAAUACAAUUGGGGCCUCCUUCCAUGUUGAAAAUACGUCGCUGUGGAAAUCUUUUAUCAAACACGGCCAAUCCAGUCAGAUGCCAAGGGAGACGGCUAAUUUAGGCGGCAAGGGGGAGUGCAGGCAUGCAUUGAGGCUUGCAUUUGAGGCGGGCUGGCACGAGGCGUUGCGGCGAGAAUUUCCACGUGCGUCUCCCGGGCCCGAGGAGCGGGGGCGACGGAUGGGGCGUCCAGAGGGCGGCUGUCCCGGGCCCGGCCCGGGAGGAGGAGCCGGGGACAGGCAGAGCGAGGGCGGAGGCGAGAGCCGCGGGCCCGGGCACCCGUUUGCGGGCCGGGCCGGGCCUGGCCGGGCCUGUGCGGUCAGGCUGGGGGGCCGCGGCCGGGGGGGCCCGCCGGUUGGCAGGCUGGGGGCCCGGGGACGGGCCCGGGGACGGGGGCGACGGCGGGGCCGGCGGGAGGCCGGCGAGGGCCCCGCGCUCAGGAUGGCGGCCGCCGGGACCAUCACCACCCUGCCCGACGCCGGGCCCGCCGCGGGGCCCUUCGCCCCGGGAAACUUCAAGGAGCCCAAGCGCCUCUACUGCAAGAACGGAGGCUUCUUCCUGCGCAUCCAGCCCGACGGAAGGGUGGACGGGGUCCGGGAGAAGAGCGACCCGCACAUCAAACUGCAGCUUCAGGCAGAAGAGAGAGGAGUGGUGUCUAUCAAGGGCGUGGGUGCAAACCGCUAUCUCGCUAUGAAUGAAGACGGCCGGUUGUUGGCUUUGAAAUGGGCAACCGAAGAAUGUUUCUUUUUUGAACGCUUGGAAUCCAACAACUACAACACAUACCAGUCCCGGAAACAUUCCAAUUGGUACGUGGCACUGAAACGAACUGGACAGUGUAAGCUCGGCCCCCAAACGAGACCAGGACAGAAAGCCAUCCUUUUCCUCCCGAUGUCCGCCAAGAGCUGAUUGACUUUACCUGGAUCACCUAACUCUGACACCACAUCCAUGGGAGGUAGCUUACAGUGGAAACACGAGCCUAUUUUUGUGGUCAGAUUUGGACAAUAUUAAACAAAAUAGUUCCAAAUAACCUUUAGGAAUGAACCAACAGUAAUUACACCCAUUGGGCAAAUAUGAAAGAUAAAGUAUUUGGGAAAAGCUAUGUAGAAAUUUUUAACUAAUAACCACAUCUACUUUCUACUUGGCAAAUCCUACUUAGAGUUAUGAUUUGUGCUUUAUGUUUUGCUUUUUCAUAAUGGACUCUAAAGGAUGUGCUUUUUACAGGAAUAUUUACCCUUAGAGAAAUAAUAUAAUAAUAAUUAUAAUAUAUCCAUAGAUCUUAGGAAAAGAAGUAAAUGUUCAAUCAUCACCAAAACAAAAAUCCUUUAAGAAGGCACAUGUUAGUUCUAGAUGUAACACUUUUAAAUUAUUAAUACACAAAUGUGAAUUAUUACAGUCCUGCUCUACGUUCCCCUCCCUGCCCUCUGGCUCAUUCCUUGUCGCUAUUUCCAGAAUCAGCCAGUGUAAACUGCUGGACCUCCUCUCAAUCAUCAGCUCCUUCUCUGUCUCCAUAAGGCAUCAGUCUAAACUGUUCAGGUAGCAGAUCUGCACUUUGUCCCACGCCCUGUUGAGGUAGCAGAUCUGCACUUUGUCCCACGCCCUGUUGACCAGGCCACUGAGAUUCCUCUACUCAUGCGUGUGUUGACAAAAUUCAAUUUUGAAGAAGGAAGGCCGCAAGACAGAGGCUAGACUCGUCAGGACUUCUCAGAAGCUCCCAUUUUAAACUCAGAAGGGACUUGAACUCUAACUCGAUUCUAGUCUCUGCAGAAACCUCCCCAACUGCCCUACUUCCGGGGGGAACUGAAAAACGUAGGAUAGACUACCUUAAUGAGGAGUGUGUGUUUCAGCACUCAUCUCAGGAGUUUUUCCACUGAGGAGGCCUCCGCUAUGUGCAGUGGUAAAAAUCACCUUCGAGGCACAAAGCUUUAAAAUGGUUGGCGUGAGCAAGCUUGGUUCUUGCACUUCUAAGAAUGAGAGACUGCUGGAUUAUCUUCAGUUCCCCCAAAAAAUAACCGACUCUACAAAAUGAUUUUUUUCACAUGACAUGAACGAUAACAGCGCUGUCCUGAAAUGGCUAUUCUUGGCAGGAUUUUCAACCCAAAUAAGACACAUGGCUUUAUGUGUUUCUCUCUCAAUCAUAUUUAUUGAGCGCUUACUGUGUGCAGAGCACUGUACUAAGCGCUUGGGAAGUACAUCUCUCCCCUAGUCAAGAUGGUAUGAUAUAACUUCAGCAAUUUCCCAUGUUGCUUCUUGUCUAACAUCUAUCAUUCAGUCCCUGGAGGACUUGCAUGUAAGUGUCCACACUGAAAUAACCCUUUCUGGGACAGAUCCUGAAAUAUGGAAGUGUGGGACAGCUGCAAAUCAAUCCAUUUGAAGGAUGUUUUCCCACAUCUCUGGAUAAUCUAGAUAACUAUAACUCAAGACUGUAAACUCACUGUGGGCAGGGAACAUAUCUACUGACUGUUGUACUGUACAGUCCAGUGCUCUGCAAACAGUAAGAACUCAAUAAAUAGUAGAAAAAGGACCACUAACUAUUAAGUGAUCAAGCAUGCAAAAAAUGAAGUUUGUAUACAUGAUCGCUAGAAGUAAAAUUUUAAGUAAAACUAAGCUCAGUUCCUCUGUACAGCUUUAUGAGAAGGUGCUUCUGUGGGUGCGGUAGAUAUUAGGGUUCUAAUUAGGGUUUUUAGGGUUCUAUUAGGGUUCUAGUUUGGGUGACUGUUGAAACCCACCAGUAAGAUCGGUCUGUCCGAUAUGAACUCCGUUCAUUUCUCUGCAGCCUGAGUGAUCAAAUGUCAUUGGUGACUGUUGAAACCCACCAGUAAGAUCGGUCUGUCCGAUAUGAACUCAGUUCAUUUCUCUGCAGCCUGAGUGAUCAAAUGUCAUUGUAGUACAGAAGACCGCAUCCACCUCUGCUCAUCACCUAGCAAUGUCUGUCAUUUCUUUUUCGUUUAACAUUGUAUUUUGAGGGAAUCUCAGUCUGCCAAGCUUCAGGAUAUUGUAUGCAGCAGAAAAACCGAGGAAAUGUACUCCAAAAGAUCAGUUUGGUAUACCGAAGUAUCACAUACACAGUGUCCUUUCCUCUAAAUUCGGACCCGCUCCGUAAUUGGAAGGUAGCUGGCAGGCCCUUAGAAAUGUUCCAAUCUGGGUACCCAUUGGUGACCCUGGCUAGGGAAAGUCUGAAUUCCUUCUGUUGACUGGGGCCAAUGUCAGGAGGUGAACCAGCAAGCCUAGGUGCCAAGUCCAAGGGGAGCACUGGGGGCGGGUGGCUGAAAAAGCCAGCCUGUUGGCCCUCUGAAGCCUGUGCCCUCCCCGUCAGUGCCCCCUCCAAUCCUACUUUUGCUCAACUCCCCUCUUCACAAUGAGAAGGUGACACCUGAAAAUCCCAUGAGUAUUUUCUCUGAGGCUGCCUCUCCAACUGCCACCUAGAGUUAAAACCCAAAACUUGUUACUUCCCCUCCCCUCCUAGGAAAAGGGGCAGUGGGGUCAAUGUUCCUGGGCACUUUCCUUGGGGGUGGGGGGACUGCAAGCAGAUUCCCUCAAAGCUGUUCGGGAGGAAGGGUUUUCCUUCGAUAGAAACUGCGUGGGGUUUUAGUCGAUGGGGUUCAGAAAUUGAUUGAAAGGAGGGAAACAGCUCCUGAAUGUCUGGAAUUAUUGUUUUCCCCAUGUUUGCUGCUAGUUGACUAGUUAAAGAAAUAGGGGAUUCUUAAAGAAGCUGCUAUAAACAAGACAUAUUCUGUAUAAUCUUAUAUUUAACCAAUGUAUUCUACUUUGAAGUGUCACCUUAAAAACCACCUUGUAGCAAUUUAAUCAGCAAAUAUAUUAUGGAUGUAUUACAGUUGUAUUCUUCAAAUGAUAUAUGUAAAGUAUAAUUGCUUUUCAAGCUCGAGUGAAUAAAUAGAUUUAUAAUUUUAACUGGG
This is a messenger RNA of Tachyglossus aculeatus (Australian echidna), 4064 nucleotides long. RefSeq names its product fibroblast growth factor 2 (gene FGF2). The record is from RefSeq and is a predicted model, not a curated record. Gene Ontology annotation, cellular component: cytoplasm. Gene Ontology annotation, biological process: positive regulation of protein phosphorylation; positive regulation of gene expression; fibroblast growth factor receptor signaling pathway. NCBI's taxonomy places the organism in Eukaryota, Metazoa, Chordata, Mammalia, Monotremata, Tachyglossidae. The coding region runs from base 1 to 1056 and encodes 351 amino acids. The transcript has 6 exons. Gene Ontology annotation, molecular function: growth factor activity; fibroblast growth factor receptor binding.